This is a messenger RNA of Cheilinus undulatus (humphead wrasse), 2875 nucleotides long. RefSeq names its product splicing factor 1 (gene sf1). Bases 138 to 2153 code for a protein of 671 amino acids. Gene Ontology annotation, cellular component: nucleus. The transcript is spliced from 12 exons. Lineage: Eukaryota; Metazoa; Chordata; Actinopteri; Labriformes; Labridae. Gene Ontology annotation, molecular function: zinc ion binding; mRNA binding. Gene Ontology annotation, biological process: regulation of mRNA splicing, via spliceosome. The record is from RefSeq and is a predicted model, not a curated record.
UUGGGAGCGCCAUUUUGAGUAGAUUAAUGUGAACGGGUUUUGUAGGUCACUCUUUGAUUGAUUAUAUUUAAUUUAGGGAACUUUAAUUCGGACUGUCUGACGUGUAAAGGUGAGUGAGCCAUCGGCGUACACCGAAAAUGGCUACGGGAGCGAACGCAACUCCUUUAGGGAAGUUGCACCCGAGUAUUGGCGCUAAACGAGGCUUCGACUCUGGACCCGGAGCGGGGAACGGACUGAUGCCAACACCGGGGCCUCCAUCGGCCUUCCCGGCGCUACAGGGCUUCCAGCCCCCGAUGCCAACCACCUCUUUUCCACAGUUUAAUCCACAGGGAGGAUUUGGUGGCCCGGUUCCACAACAACCACCUGCCGUUGGUGGAUCAGAUUUUGGUUCAAAGAAAAGGAAGAAGAGCCGCUGGAGCAGUGAGACCCCAGAUCAGAAAACCGUCAUACCGGGCAUGCCCACUGUCAUUCCUCCAGGCCUGACCCGGGAUCAAGAGAGAGCAUAUAUAGUCCAACUGCAGAUCGAAGACCUGACUCGUAAACUGCGUACAGGAGACCUGGGAAUCCCUGUUAACCCUGAGGACAGGUCUCCCUCUCCAGAGCCAAUCUACAACAGUGAGGGGAAGAGGUUAAACACCCGAGAGUACCGAACACGGAAGAAGAUCGAGGAGGAGCGCCACUCUCUCAUCACAGAGAUGGUGGGACUAAACCCAGACUUUAAGCCUCCUGCAGACUACAAACCUCCAGCCACUAGAGUCAACGACAAAGUCAUGAUCCCACAAGAUGAAUACCCAGAAAUCAACUUUGUAGGUCUUCUGAUCGGGCCAAGGGGUAACACACUGAAAAACAUUGAGAAGGAGUGCUGUGCUAAAAUCAUGAUCCGAGGUAAAGGUUCAGUGAAGGAAGGGAAGGUUGGCCGGAAAGACGGCCAGAUGCUUCCAGGAGAAGAUGAGCCGCUGCAUGCCCUUGUCACUGCAAACACCAUGGAGAACGUCAAGAAGGCAGUGGAGCAGAUCCGUAACAUCUUGAAACAAGGCAUUGAGACACCUGAAGAUCAGAACGACCUGAGAAAGAUGCAGCUGAGGGAGCUCGCCAGACUCAACGGCACCCUGAGGGAAGAUGACAACAGGAUCCUUCGGCCGUGGCAGAACGCUGAACCUCGCAGCAUCACCAACACCACGCUGUGCACCAAGUGUGGAGGAGCCGGUCACAUCUCCUCAGACUGUAAAUACACAAGCUCCUUCGCCGCCCACAGAGCCACCGGUGGUGAGCCCCCUCAGUCGGCUCAGGACAAAGCCCGUAUGGACAAAGAGUAUCUGUCCCUCAUGGCUGAGCUGGGGGAGGCCCCGGUCCCAGCGUCUGGAGGGGGACACACCAGCACCCAGGGAGGAGCCCCCAGAGCCUCAGGGCCCAGCAACAACCAGCCACCGCCGAACCGGCCCCCCUGGAUGAGCUCAGGGCCUGCUGAGAACAGGAACUUUCAUGGCAUGCACGGAGGGCCAGGAGGCCACGGAGGUCCGCAUAGUUUCCCUCCACCCAUGCCAAACAUGGGAGGGCCCCCCAUGCCCCCCAACCCCAAUGGUCUGCCACCUCCCUGGAUGCAGCCCCCUCCUCCUCCCAUGGGCCAGGGACCAGGACCUCAUGGACACCCCAUGGGUCUGCUGCCUCCUCCAAUGGGCAUGAUGCCUCCACCCCCUCCUCCCCCCAGCAACCAGCCACCUCCCCCUCCUUCUGGACCCCUGCCACCAUGGCAACAACAGGCUCCGCCUCCUCCCCCAACGAGCAGCAUGGCAACCAGCACACCGCUGCCAUGGCAACAGAACACUACGACCACGUCCAGCCCUGGCACCGGCACCCUGCCCCCCUGGCAGCAACCCCAGCAACCUGCUGCCUCUGGAGCUCAGCCCCCUCCACCCAUGGGUACCCCCUCCAUGGUGCCACCUCCCCCUGGAGUCCAGCCUCCGCUGCCUCCCGGAGCCCCUCCUCCUCCCCCUCCACCUCCUCCUGGCUCCACGGGCAUGAUGUACGCACCUCCUCCUCCCCCGCCUCCCAUGGACCCCUCUAACUACGUCACCAUGAUGGGGAUGGGGGUGCCGGGCAUGCCUCCCUUUGGGAUGCCUCCUGCCCCCCCACCUCCUCCCCCACAGAAUUAAACUUUGGUCCCUACAUGUGCUCACAGAAACCGUAUAACCAGUGCUUUAUUUUUUAUUGGUCCUCCAUCAGAGAGGCUGUUGGUUGAGUUUGUAAAGUUGAGUUUCCUGUUUUUAAAGUUCACAUUCUGAAGUAGAUUAACCAAAAAACCUCUCCUGCUAGGUUAAAUUUCUGCUCAUGGCUUUGAUUCUUAAAUUAUAUCAGACAGUAUUGGAGAUGAUAUAUAUUGGAAUUCAUCCUGCAUGAUGCAUUUAAACGACAGAUUUCUACUCCCGUCAUGUCCGUGUGUCGGCUUAACGUUGAAUAAGAUGAAUAUUUUUGUAAUAACAAUGUGAAGUGUUUCUUAGUUCUGUCAGAAAACCUUUUUGUAGUUCAGUCUCAGAUUGUUUUCCAGAAAUUUCCAGGGUUUUUAUUGUUUUGUUUUUUUUUGUUAACUUGCCUGCGUCUGUCAUGACAUUGAGUUAACGAUGGGGGAGUUUGACGCUUUGACCCCCCCCCCUGCACUACUUGAAUGCUAAACAUCAGAUAUCUCUUUGUUUUCCUGAUAUGAUAUGACGCUGUGUGCAGUGUUUGUAUUUCUCUACAAGGACAGAGAUCUGAUUCUGUCCCUGAGUUGUUAGACCAGACGGAUGUUUUACUCUCUCUGGAAUCACUCUGUCGUGUUGAGUGUGGAUGAACAGCUGUUGAAAUCUUGCUUGGUUUCGCAUUAAACUGAUCCAUUUCA